AUGGUCCCACCUGUUUAUAUUGUUUCUACUGCUAGAACUCCAAUUGGUUCAUUUCAAGGUACAUUAUCAUCUUUAACUUAUUCAGAUUUAGGUGCUCAUGCUGUCAAAGCUGCUUUGAACAAAGUCCCUCAAAUCAAACCAGAAGAUGUUGAUGAAAUUGUAUUUGGUGGUGUUUUACAAGCCAAUGUUGGUCAAGCUCCAGCUAGACAAGUUGCCUUGAAGGCAGGUUUAACUGAUAAAAUUGUUGCCAGUACUGUUAACAAAGUUUGUGCUUCUGGUUUGAAAGCUAUUAUAAUUGGUGCUCAAAACAUUAUUUGUGGCACUAGUGAUAUUGUUGUUGUUGGUGGUGCUGAAUCCAUGACCAACACGCCAUACUACUUGCCAACUGCUAGAAAUGGUGCUAGAUUUGGUGAUUCCACUUUAAUUGAUGGUAUUCAAAAAGAUGGUUUGUUGGAUGUUUACGAACAAAAAUUAAUGGGUGUUGCCGCUGAAAAAUGUGCUGCUGACCAUGGAUUCACCAGAGAACAACAAGAUGAAUUUGCUAUCAAAUCAUAUCAAAAAGCUGGUAAUGCAUUAAAGCAAGGUAAAUUCAACCAAGAAAUCGCUCCAGUUACUAUUAAAGGUGUUAGAGGUAAACCAGAUGUUGUUGUUGAAAAAGAUGAAGAAAUUGAAAAAUUCAAUGAAGCCAAACUUAAGUCAGCUAGAGCCGUUUUCCAAAAAGAAAAUGGUACUGUUACUGGUCCAAAUGCUUCUAAGAUUAAUGAUGGUGCUGCUGCAUUGAUUUUAGUUUCUGAAGCAAAAUUGAAAGAAUUGGGUUUAAAACCUUUAGCUAAAAUCAAUGGUUGGGGUGAAGCCGCCAGAAAUCCAAUUGAUUUCACAAUUGCUCCAGCUUUAGCUGUUCCAAAAGCUGUCAAGCACGCUGGUUUGACUCUUGAUCAAGUUGAUUUCUUUGAAUUGAAUGAAGCCUUUUCCGUUGUUGGUUUAGCCAAUGCUGAAAUAUGUCAAAUUCCAUUAGAAAAAUUGAAUGCUUAUGGUGGUGCUGUUGCCUUGGGUCAUCCUCUUGGUUGUUCUGGUGCAAGAAUUGUUGUCACUUUAUUGUCUGUCUUGAUUCAAGAAGGUGGUAAAAUUGGUUGUGCUGGUGUUUGUAACGGUGGUGGUGGUGCCUCAUCUAUUGUUAUUGAAAAAGUCGAUAGUGACUUUAAAUUGUAA
Molecule: messenger RNA, 1209 nt
Organism: Candida albicans SC5314
Lineage: Eukaryota; Fungi; Ascomycota; Pichiomycetes; Serinales; Debaryomycetaceae
Gene: ERG10
Product: acetyl-CoA C-acetyltransferase
Exons: 1
Coding region: 1-1209 (402 amino acids)
Biological process (GO): ergosterol biosynthetic process; fatty acid beta-oxidation
Molecular function (GO): acetyl-CoA C-acetyltransferase activity
Source: RefSeq, a predicted model, not a curated record